Messenger RNA from Leptinotarsa decemlineata (Colorado potato beetle), 8622 nucleotides. RefSeq names its product huntingtin (gene htt). The record is from RefSeq and is a predicted model, not a curated record. Gene Ontology annotation, cellular component: cytoplasm; nucleus. NCBI's taxonomy places the organism in Eukaryota, Metazoa, Arthropoda, Insecta, Coleoptera, Chrysomelidae.
UUUGUAAAUUGUAAAUAAACAAUUCCUAGAAUAAGUAGGGUCGAAUCACAAAUGCGUUGUUUGGGCUCUGGUUUUCCAAUUCCUUGAAUGUUUUCUUGGAGAUAAUUACCAUUUAUGUAGUAAUUAGUAAUAUAAUCCACAAAAUAACGAUGGCAACACAAGAAAAACUCCAGAAAUCUCUGGAGGCUCUGAAAAACUUAUCAAAACACAAUCAACCAUCUGAGCAAUCCAAGAAAAAAGAAAAAGUACAAUUUUGUUACAAUGUAACAGAAGCUAUUUCUAAUCCUACCAUCAGAAUUUCCCCAAACUUCCAAACACUCUUAGGGAUCAGUGUGGAAACCUUUCUUUUACUAUGUGAUGAUCAAGAUGCUGAUAUACGAAUGACCAGCGAAGAAUGCUUGAACAGAAUCAUUAGGGCUGCAGAUGGCUACGUAGGCAAGAUUCAAAUAGAACUCCACAAAGAAAUAAAAAAGAAUGGAGCAGUCAGACCCCUCAGAGCUGCCUUGUGGCUGUUUUCAGCUCUUGCCCACAAUAUACGGCCACACAAAGGAAAGCCUUAUGCUGCAAACAUGUUUCCAAAUUUAGUUGAAAUUGCCAAGCGAACUGAAGAAUCAUUGCAUGAAACUUUGGCAGCUAGUUUACCUAAAAUAAUGAAAGCUCUUGGAUGUUUCACCACAGAAAAUGAAAUAAAAAUUCUCCUGAAAGCUUUCUUAGCAAAUAUUUCCAAUGAAUCAGCUGUUAUCAGAAGAACUAAUAUAAACUGUAUAUUAACAGUCUGUGCACAUUGCAGGAAACCUGAUAUAUUAUUAUCAUACUGCCUCAGUUAUCUUCUAGACCAGCUGAUUCCUGUCACUGAAGAUAGCUCGUGUUCACUGAUUCUGGGAGCGAUGUCUUGCAUUAAAUCUUCAAUACCAACCUUGCUCAGUACAAAUAGUGAUUGGAAUGAAAAAACUAAGGCUUCCAUUAAUGAACAAUUAUUGCAGGUUUUUGAGUUGUGUCUACAUUAUUUGAAUUAUAAAGAUCAUAACGUAGUCAAUGUUUGUUUAGAAACCCUAAACGUUCUGCUGCAAAACUGUCCCAGAGAUUUGAGACCAAUAUUUCUUUCUAAUAAGGGGCUUGGCUGUCAGAGAAUAUAUACCACAAACAAUACGUCUGAUAGUUUGAAGCAUAGAACUCCAAGUCAGCUCAGCGUAGCUACAAACUUAACAGCUGAAGAUAACUUAUUUUCCGAGUCUGAAUUGACCGAAACACUUCAUUCCGACAUAGAAAAAUGGAUUGACGAAUCCAAGUUAUCAGUGAUGAAUAUUACUUUUGCAAAAACAAAGGAAAAAUCCGUAUCAUUGGAUAAAGUGAAUAAUAUUGGGACAGAAACAGAAAGAAAUCUGGAUACCUGUGAUUAUGGGAAGAUGAAUGAACUGAACAGAGAAAACUUUGUUAGCAAACUGAAAACUCACAGCAUGGAGAAUACAUUGGAUAUACUCAGUCUAAGUGAUAAUUCCUCAGAAAAAAGUUUUUCGUUAAGUACUGACGAUAAAAUUGUUAAUGUAGACGAAGAAAUUCUGGAAAUUGACAUUGGCAAUAUUUCAGAUGAGGUACCUCUAGUAUACUGUAUUCGAAUGAUUUCAAAACUUUUCUUACUUAGUGGAACUACUGGCGUUUAUGCCUCGGAUAAAACGGUCAGAGUUUCUGUCAAAUUUCUAUCUUUAUCCUGCUUAUCGACCAUUUUUCAAUUGUACCCUACUGGAUUUUUCAUCUAUUUGGAUAAAAACUUCACGAGUAGUUCAAAUUUUUCGGGUAAAAAAAUCAGCAAGCAGGGCAUAUCUGACGUACUCUUAUUCAGGAAUCAUCCGGAUCCGCAGUUGAGAGGUGCUGUCAGGACUUUGAUAGGUAGUUUUCUGAAAACCGUAUCCAGCUUGUGUGAGGGUGGUUACGAAGAUUGGAUUGUUUCAAAUUGUGAUGCUGUCGAUCAUACUAGGAUGUUACAAACUGAAAAAUUUGUCAGUAUUUUCAUAGAGGGUCUCAAGGAUGAUUCGUCAACUUGCGUGAGGCAGACAUUGAUCAGUUUAGAUUCCAGUCUAAAAUACAUUUUAGAUUAUCAAAAUGGAACUUCUGUGAUAGCUUUGUUGAAUAUCUUGCCCAUAUUAUCAAAGAAUCCAUAUUGGUUAGUUAAAGUAUCCUUAUGUGAGUUGGUUUCAAAAAUUGAUUACAUCAGCGUAUAUCAUGUGACGGAAAAUGAUGAUUUCCAAAACAAAGUGAUAUACAAUAUUUUAUUUGAACUUCUAGGGGAUAGUGAUCAGCGAGUCAGGACUUCUGCUGCUCUCAGCAUUGUAGGUAUCAUUCCACGAUUGUAUUCCAAGGAAUAUUUCGUAAACAAACCCCCAUCCACAUCAAGGGCCACUCUUGAGACGAAACGUCUCACACAAAGUUUCGUAGAAGUCGAAACAGAAACGAAUGUCAACAAAAAACACUUCAUCAAGCAGAUGCCAUUUCCAUUCAAUAAACUCUGCAACAACUUCUGCGACAGGAUUGACUUUACUUUAUCUAAAAUUAUUGCUCGGCUAUGUAAUAUGCUCCUCACAUCAACAAUAAAAAACUUGGUGAGUGGAUGUAUUGAAACCCUUUCUCGGCUAUCCAAUGCCUUUCCUUGUACGGUUUAUAAAAAUAGUUGGUGCACAAGGGACUAUCAAUUUUGUGAAAACUUAAAAAUACCCGAUUUGUUGAAUUUGUGCCUGAGUUUGUUAACAAAUUCUGUGCACGUUUAUGGAUUACAAACUCAUAUUGAUAUCUUGAAUUUGACUUGUAAUCUCUAUGCAGGGCAAUCUCUUCCUUUGCUGAAGCCUAUCAAUAUUGAAUGUACCAACUCCAUGUGGAGCAUGUUCAGUAACGAUGCCUUUCAGGAAAUAUCAGAAACUUACUUAAACCACACUAUAAAGUUGUUGAAUAUAUUUCACCAUGUUCUAAACGAUUCAAACCCUGCCCAACCUCAUACUAAAGUGACACUACCCAAUCUUCCAGCUGCAAGUUCCUUGUCUCCAUUAAAAAGGCGGAAAAGUGAUCUCGAUAGAAAGACGAUGAAUGCAAUGAAAUAUGAUAAAGAAGAGAAAGCAGAUAAAAAAGACUACAUGAAAACCAGUUCUUUGGGGUGUUUUGCUCAGUCUAGUCACUACAUGAAAAUUUUUGAUACAUUGAAAAGUUCAUUUUCAAAUUAUAAGAUGUCCAUAGAUUCUGUUUCUUCGCAAACCUUCCUGGAGUUGCUUGUCACAACUCUUCAGUCACUCUCAGUGUUGAUGGAAGUAAGUUCACUAACUGAAUUCGGCAAGAUUGCUGAAGAUAUUUUGAUUUAUCUACGUUCCACGUUUGUGGUGGAAGCCUCAGCGACAGUGGAAUGUGUGCAGCAACUAUUGAAGUGCCUGUUUGGAACCAAUUUAAUGGCGAAUAUAACCGAAUUUGCAGAGAAAAAAGUUGAAGAACAAGUUGGCGAGCAAGGAUUUUACCAUAAUGUUUUCCAAAAACCGUAUAACCUCAUUUCUCAGUUCUACGUCGCUUUGAAUAACAUCAGUAGGCAUGAUUUCGAUGAUGACAGUACGGUUAUGGGCUAUCUGCACCGGACAGAUGUCAAAAGAAGAUCUGUAGUUCUGUCAAGGAGUUCUGAUAAAAUCUUAGCUGAAUAUAUCAGGAUUUUCGAGCCUAUGGUUAUUAAGUCAUUGAAACAAUAUACUGUAACAAGUGACGUUAGACUACAAUGCCAAGUUUUACAAUUACUGAGUCAGCUAGUUCAACUCAGAGUCAACUAUUGUUUACUUGAUUCUGAACAAGUCUUCAUUGGCUUUGUCAUCAAGCAGUUUGAGUUCAUUGAAGAAGGUCAAGUACCAUCUACAGAAGAAUUGAUACCAAAGAUCUUCCAGUUCCUGGUCCAACUUUCGUAUAGCAAGCACCAUUCCAAAUGUAUCAUAGGUGUUCCGAAGAUAAUUCAGCUCUGUGAUGGUUUAAUGGCUAGCGGCCAGCCUUCGCUAACACAUUGCAUACCAGCUUUAGAACCUUUAGUAGAGGAUAUAUUUCUCAGCAGAAACAAAUCCAACACAUCAGACGUAAAAGAAUUGGAAACAACUCGCGAAGUGGUUCUGUCGAUGUUGUUACGUCUAUGCGAUGACAUACAGGUGCUCGACUUGAUAUCUUUAAUUCUGGAAGAUAGUAAAUAUUGCACUGACAACACAGAGAAGUGGUACGAUUGGUCCAAAAGGGUCUUUAGCGUUGUACUCCCUAGGUUGAAACAGAACAAACUGAAGUUAGAUAGUUCAGAUGCUUUGUCUUCGAUGAGAAGGUUUAUUUUAGCUCUGAAUCCUGAAGUCUUCAAACCGUUUGAUGAGAUCAUCAUAAUGUUUUUUCAGGAUCCACCUCCAAGGGAAAGUGAUUUAGCGUCAAUCUGUGGUUGGUUGUCCAAAAUUCUGGUAUUACUCUUCGUGAUCACUCCUGUUAAAGAAGAAACACUCUUAUCAAAAAUCAACAAGUUGAAACACGAGUUCUCUCCAGGAAGUAUUUAUGAUAAUGUCGUCACGAAAGCUGAUCCUCUGAAUGUGAAUAACAACGCAGACACCUUUCAAAGAAUUCCGGCAGAGAUGAUUUUUUGUAGAUUAUUAUUCAGAAUAGUAUCAAUAAUGGUAAAACAAUGUUUGCUCUUUGUGAGAGAAGGACAGGAAGCAUUUCUAACGGAACAAUUUUCUGGAUUAUUACUCCAAUACUUGUAUUUAUUUCAGUCAGGAAAUCAUCGUAAGAUUUCGAGCACGGCUUUAAAUGUUGUUAAUCAAAACAUUCCAUAUGGCGAAGAUGACGUUCUGCAGUUGAGUGAAAUUAAUGAAAAUUUCAUCAAUUUAGCAGCAUUCCACCCUGUACUGACCGCUCAGUGGUGCAAUUGUUUAACGCCAUUAAACUUCAAUGAUGAACAUUUUUGGUCAAAAGUUUUCGCGGUAGAUAUCAAAGUUUUGAACGAAAGGCAAAAUAAGUUUUCAAUUGAUUUGGAAAUAAUGAAAGUUGGAGGUGUAGUUUCAUUUUGUGACUACUUGAGCGAGAAUAUUUCUGAUGCUGAUCAUGUGACGUGGUUUUUACGAAACAAUUCUCCAUUUUUGGUGGCUUUAUUAGAAGAACCGCCAGUUUUGGAAUUCAUCUCUUCCGUUCAUAGAAAUCCUUCCUUUAGCGAAGUUUUUAUAAGGAGCAUCUCCGGACAUAUCAAAAACGCUCGUUCUUCCGUCGACAAAGUAAAAGUAUUGAAAUGUAUCGAGAACUGUCAUCAGUCACAAAUAGGCCCGGUAUUGAAUUUGUUGAUUCCGGACAUGUUAAAGUGCCAUCAAGCGGUAGUUUCACGAAUGGCCGCUAAUUUGGCUAGUAGAAAAAUUGAAAUGUUACUGAUGAUGCCCAUGGAAGAUGUGAGUAACCAAUUAUCAAAGGAAACCCUGACCAAAAUUCAAAGGUUAUUAGUUUCCUUGAACUUGGUCAAAAAGCACGAAACUCUAGUUAGUCUCUUGAACAAGCUCUCAGUGCAAUAUUACGAUCUCAGCCCUAUAGAAUUCGAACAGAGACGGGUAGUUAACCCACAGUACAUAAAAAAAUUGAACGUUAACAGGACUUGGUAUUUGUCCCAGAUACAGGCGAAAUGCAAUGACGCCAAUAUUGGAAAUGAAAUGGCUGAACUGUUGAGUCAAAUCGAGUACCAUGAAAUCAUCAGCUUCAUGUGUAGCGAUGGGUUCAAUAAAUCUUGUUUGAAAGAUUGCUUGAGGUUGGGUUUGGAGAAUAUUAGAAAACAAAAGUUGACUGCGGAAUCUGACUUGAUCAGUGCCAGUAUCGACUGCGUUUUGAAGGAUAUUGAUAUUUUGGUGAGCAAAAUGCCUUCUAAUCAUCAGGUGAGUUCUCAUUUUUUUAUUCAUAUAUUUUUGUUCGAAAAUGCAGCAAAAAUUUUGUUCAAUGUAUUGUAUCAAUCUAGCGUACAAGAAGGGGAUAUGUAUAUGAACCGUGUAUCUAACAAUCAAAUUUCCGAUAAUAAUCUAGAAGAAAUAAUGAGGUUUGCUGUGUUAUGUUUAGAGUAUGUAAGUCAUUUAACUCAAGUCCACAGUGAUGAUUUCAAAGUGCACGUGACAGAUAUGUUUCUGAAUGCUAGCAACGGUAUUUUCCGAAAAUUGGAGGUUUGCAAUUUAUUAGGACUCGAUAGUAAUGUUACGUGGUUUUGUUCUACUGUAAAUAGCAUAUACCGCCUAGUGAAUUUACUGCUGAGAAAUGAUAGGCCUGUACCAAGUGUGCCAACUUAUGCCUUGAACGAAAUCCUCAGUAACGUAGAGACAAUACCUAUAGGACAUGCGGUGCACCAGAUGUACACUUUAUCUUGUUGGUUGUUCGAACAAAAGGCUGUGAACCAAUCAAAAAUACCUGACUUUCUGUUCAAACCUAUUAAAAGUUUAGUGAUACGUUUAUCGAGGAUACCGCUGGUCAACUCGUAUAUUUUGGUACCACAUCAAGCCUGGAAAACUGGUUGGCAACCCGAUGUAAUGUCGGGGUUAUUCAAAACUCAGGUUCCGUCGUUGCCCUUAGAGUUGCUGAAAGAAAUUGAUGUUCUCCAAGAAUAUAUUCUCAGGGUAACUUUUCUCGGUUGGACAUCUAGACAGCAGUUUGAAGAAACUUGGAUGUGUCUCCUAAGUGUCCUUUGUAUUCCUCUAGACAAUUUAGAUCCCCUCGAAAUGAAUGAGACUUCACACGCGUCCAGUCUAGCGAUUAAAGCUAUCACAGCACUUUUACUGGAAACGUUAACGAGCUCGAUGGCUGGCAAUCCAAAUAUCUCGAAGCUGAUCCAUAUUUCAAGGAACCUUCCUCUGGAUAAUGGAAGCGUCGGGGUUCGAAAAUUGCACCACAUUCAAAAUCAAAUUUCUCUAAGUUACGACAACUCAUUAGAUAUUUACAAUUACUCCAAUAUUUUUAAUGUGUUUGAAUGUCGUAACUUGGAGAAAAUCAGUAAGGAAUAUUCGUGUGGACAAGUUUCUGUUGAAUAUUUCCUUAAUGCACUGGGUCUUAAAGAACCUGAGCAGCAUUCGUUGACUGCUGAAAUAUUUCAGAGUCGAAAGAAGAUGCUCGAAGAUUAUGGAUUGGAUAUAAAUUCUUGCCUUCAAUUUUUGAUUGAUUACUAUACGCAGCUUAUGAAACCACAGUCCAACACACAUAUACGUGUCCUUCAUGAGGCUGUGAGAUCCACCGUAAUGAUAUCCGAUCUCUUUUCGGACAAGUCUCAGUUUUCUUGGAUGAUGGAUGUUUUUCUAGAACUUUCCAAGCUGCACCCCGUAGAAGACGAAUUCAUACAUCAAUAUUUGAUAGUUGGAAUAUGUAAGGCAGUUGCUGUGUUGUCUCCGGAAUUGGAAGUUUAUGAACAAGUCAAAAAACUACUAAUGCAAUACCUGAAGAGCCCGUAUUUGGUGUCAAGGAUGUCAUGCGUACAGGGGCUUCUGUACAUUUUGGAGGGUUGUAAAUUUAGCAAUACAAAAAUUGGUGGAAUAUCUGAGGAGUUACAGCUGAUGUUGCCAUGCGCAGUUGAAUAUGUUCAAUUCAAUUUGAAUAAUACAAAUAGUGUUUUGAAAAAAUCUCAGGAACAUUCCACUUUGGUGUGGUCUUUGACAUUUUACUUGAUCGAAAACGUGGAGGAAGUUCAUAUGGAACAGAAUUUCGUUACAAAUACACUGGUAUCGGCAUUUUCGUCCUUGAAUAAGAUUAAAAUGAAUCCAUUGGAUAUUUGCGUUAUAAAGGGUCUAGAGAGAUUAUUGAUAAUCAAGAAAGUAUCAAUGAUGGAACGAGUUGGAAAGCAGUUUUUGAAGCUAGCACUAGAUAAAAUGAGAAAUGACAAUCCUGUAUCUGCACUUCUUGGGACCCAGUUACUUUUGACAUAUAUGUAUAUAGAUUGUGCUAAUCACCUGCAAAAUGUACAAACUUCUGACAAUACACCCACGAGUCCAGAUCAUUUGGUACAGACAAUGGAAAAAAUAUCUGCAAUAUUUGAACGUAUAAAGAAAGGAUAUGUUCAUGAAGUUGAAAUACUCUGCUCAGUGUUACCGGAUAUUCUCAACGACUUCUUUUCUCCUUCUGAUAUCCUCACCAAAGUCAUAGGGGAGUUCUUGUCUUCUCAACAGCCUCAUCCAAAAUUGCUCAGCAAAGUAGUAUUUCAAGUGUUCCUGAGCGCAAUCCAAAGAAACCAACUGCCAUUGUUACAGGACUGGGUAGUUUUCAGUUUGUCCAAUUUCACACAGUCCUUCUCAAUUGGCAUGGCAACUUGGUGCCUAACCUGCUUCUUCAUCAGCGCCAGCACUAACAAUUGGUUGCGUUCAUAUUUCUCAUACGUCCAAACCAGAGUCGGUAGGUACGAAUAUGAAGACAGAAAAAUGUUGUGUAUAGCGGGGGCAGAUUUUUUCAAUAAUUUAACCAAUGACAAGCAACGGCAAACGUUCAUUGAUAAUUUUACAAAAGUUAUGGACCAGCCAGAUACUCCAUAUAAAGACUUGUUAUUGUCGCUAUAGAUAAAAUCAAAUACUUUAUUAUUGUUGACUGUUGUGACCAAACAUCUUAGAUUAUAUUGUAAAUACAUGUUUUCAUGAAAGA